AUGCACUCUAUGUGCUCCCCUCUUAACUCUAAGCGCGACAACGCCGAAUUCCAGGUUGUGGACAACCGGUCGGUCAAGACGCGGUACAACAAGCGCAAGUACUUCCACCACAAGUGGCGGCGUCAGUACUACAACGCGCGGACGUACAAGGGCAAGCAGCGUGAGCAGCCGCGGACGGCGCUCACCAAGACCAACAAGACCAAGCCACAGCGCCGCAAGCAGCGAAUCAACUACCGUAACUCGUACAACUGGAAGCGGUACCAGAACAAGACCAAGCGGCCUAACUCGAUUCCGGUCUCGGAGGAGUGGGAGCAGGUCGACUCGAUUCCCUUUAAGGAGCUCAAUGACUUGGACGCCAUUGAGCAACCGCCCCAGGUCGAGGACGUGUACAAGUGCGGCAAGGUUCGCCCGUUCAACGCUGCGCUGCGCGGCGUGGACACCCGGAACCCGCUCAAGCUCCGUCAUGCGGCCGAGACCACGUUCCUCAACGUGUCGACGACCGAUGACCCCAUCAUCCAGUCGCUCGCCGAGCAGGAGGUGGCGCACGUCUUUAUGACCGACGAUAUCCUCGCUGCCCUCAUGUGCGCUUCGCGCUCGGUCGAUCCGUGGGACCUUGUGGUCAAGCGCAUCGGCGACUACGUGUUCUUUGACAAGCGCGAUGGCUCCAACUUUGACUUCCUUCGUGUCCGCGAGACUGCCGCCGAGCCCCCGAACGAGGACGACGGCAAGACGUUCAUCAACGCGCCCGAGCCGCUCUCGCGUGAGGCCACGCUCAUUAACCAGUAUUACUCGCAGCAGGCACUCGACGUCGAGGGCACUCCCAUCGACUUUGGCAACGAGUCGCCGUUUGCCGAGGACGCGUCUGUCGCCGAUGUUGGUUACACAUACCGCAAGUUUGAGUACGAGUCUUCGGAGACCGAGGUCGAGAAGAUCACGUUUGUGGUGCGGACCCAGGUCGACGCCUACACCAUCAAGUCGUCGGGCCGCAAGGCCAUGACUGUCCAUGCCCUCCACGAGUACGAUCCGACGCUUGACCUCAACUGGCGCUCGUCGCUCGACACCCAGGGCGGCGCCGUCCUGGCCACCGAGAUCAAGAACUCGGCCAACCGCCUGGCGCGCGUCACCGCCCGGGCCAUCGCUGCUGGCAAUGAUUUGGUUCACCUCGGCUUUGUCACGCGCACCAACCCCGCCAAGCACAUCGACCACUCGGUGCUCGGCACCCAGACUAUGCGGACUGAGACCCUCGCCCGCCAGCUGCAGAUCGUGCCCGAGGCCCUCUGGGUCUCGGCUGCCGCCAUUGUCGACUCGGCCCUUGCCCUUGGCGAGGGCACGUACGUCCUCAUGAAGGACGCCAACGAGUCGGUUCUCCGCUUCUUUGCCGUUCCGGACAACUUUGAGGAGGAGCUCGCUGCCGGCCCGUCGUUUGCGUAAAAGCUGCGUGUGGAAUGAAAUUCUGGACACAACUGGGAGUUUGCUUUGCCUGUGUGUCGGCUGCGC
Thecamonas trahens ATCC 50062 is the source of this 1497-nucleotide messenger RNA. Its product is annotated as eukaryotic translation initiation factor 3 subunit 7. The record is from RefSeq and is a predicted model, not a curated record. The transcript has 2 exons. Gene Ontology annotation, cellular component: eukaryotic translation initiation factor 3 complex; cytoplasm. Lineage: Eukaryota; Apusomonadida; Apusomonadidae. The coding region runs from base 1 to 1431 and encodes 476 amino acids. Gene Ontology annotation, biological process: translational initiation. Gene Ontology annotation, molecular function: translation initiation factor activity.